This is a messenger RNA of Williopsis jadinii, 1542 nucleotides long. RefSeq names its product Ubx2p (gene UBX2). Bases 1 to 1542 code for a protein of 513 amino acids. Lineage: Eukaryota; Fungi; Ascomycota; Saccharomycetes; Phaffomycetales; Wickerhamomycetaceae. Gene Ontology annotation, molecular function: ubiquitin binding. The record is from RefSeq and is a predicted model, not a curated record. The transcript has a single exon. Gene Ontology annotation, cellular component: endoplasmic reticulum.
AUGGUCGACCUUGCCCCCGCUGAACGAGAGAAACUCGAUGAAUUCCAAGUGAUCACGUCUUUCCCGGAGGAUCAGUACGAUAAAGUCGUUAGACUGUUGAGGAAUAACUACUGGAACCUGGAGGUGGCAUUGAGCAAAUACUUUGACGGAAUGCUCGAGGAGGAGGCCGCCAGGGAACCGUUUAUCGAGCCACCAGAUCAGUACGCGCAACCUGGCCACCAGAGAGAGCACAUUGUGAAUGAUAUUGACGUUGCAGCUCUUGAGCAGCUGAUCAACGGUAACGGAGAACUGCCAAACCGUGCCAUGUUGUUGCCACAGCUACCCAUUGUGAGACCCAUUUCCAACAGAUGGAGGUCAAACACCGGUUUAAAUCAACAUGUGGACUACUUAGGACUCCAAACAAUAACUCAGUCCCCCUUGUUGUUCAUACUGUUGUUGAUUCCAAGGACCUUGACGCUUUUGUUCACCGGAUUGGCUUAUCUCUUCAAUCUGUUGUUUCCACCGUCCCCGGAUCAAGUUCCUCUCCGCCCUACAAGCAAGGGGUUCAAUGCCAUGGCUCAUUUCAGAGAACUGACACAUGAAGAGUGUCCAGUUGAGUUAUACAAGGGUGAUUUCAACGAAGCCUUUGAAGAGGCAAAGCAGGAGUCAAGAUUCAUCUUACUCGUGGUGAUCGGAUCUAAUGACAAGUCAACCCAGUUCCUUAAAAGGACUUUCAACAACGACCAUGUUGUAAAUAUCCUCAAAGAGGAGCGCUGUUUGGUGUACGUAUCGCAUGCUGAAGAAUCACAAGGGAACGAAAUAGCGAGAUGCUUCAAAGUUCGUGCUUUACCAUCUGUGUUUCUACUGGGUAACGUUGCGUCUGGACCACAUCUGAUAUCAUCCAUGUCUCUUCUUGCGAAGGUACCAACCAGAUCCACUGACUCUUUCUUGAACAAACUGAAGUUUGAAGUUGAAAAGUACAAGCCCGAAUUGACAAUGAAAAGAUUAGAACAGGAGGAACUCCGUCAUUCCAGAAUGAUCAGGGAACUACAAGACAAAGCCUACGAGGAGAGUCUAAUCGCAGACAAGAUCAAGAAAUCUCAGAAGGAGGAAGAAGAGAACUUAAAAGCACAACAGGAACAAGUAGCACAAUGGCUAAAAGAGCAAGAGCUGAAAUGGCUUUGCAAGGUUCACAGUAAGUUUAAUGAUGAAAAUGACGAAUUGAACAGCUUUGAAAAGGGCCAAUACGCAACAAUAAGAUUCAAAAUGCCACAUGGAGCACAAGUGAUCCAGAAGUUCAGCAAGGAGCACACGCUCAAGGAUAUUUAUUCAUUUGUUGCCCUGAAGAACCAUAUGGCUAAUGGCGACAGAUCAUUUUUAGAUCAGGAUAAGGAUGUUGAUCCAGCUUAUAAUCACAAGUUUGAUUUUGAGCUGAUAUCACCAUUCCCAAGGUAUGUGGUUCCACUGGAUGAUACACCAGUGAAGGAAGUACAACAACUAUGGCCCAAUGGAUCGCUACUGAUUGAGUUUGCUAGCGAUGAUGAUGAUGAUGAUGAUGAUUAG